AUGUCCGGCGAAGCGGAACCUCGUCGAUCGGUACGCGCCACAAAAGGUCAGCAUACCAAAUCAUUCGACGAACUUGAACCUGCGGCCGUGCCCAAAAAGCGACAGACUAAGAAGACCAAGAAAGCCAAGGAGCAAGAACAAGAACAGGAACAGGAACAGCAGCAAGAGCAAGAGGAAGAAGAGGAAGACGAACUGAUCCGCUGUGUAUGCGGCGCCACCGAACAAGAUGAAGAUUCCGGUGAAGCCUGGAUCGCUUGCGAAACCUGCGGCGCAUGGCAGCACAACGUUUGUGUUGGGGUAAGCUCAUUCGAUGAUGAGAUCCCUGAGCAUUACUGGUGUGAGCAAUGCAGGCCAGACGAUCACAAGGAGCUCCUCGAUGGCAUAGCUAAGGGAGAGAAACCUUGGGAAGCUCGGCGCAAAGCACAUGAGGAGGAGUCCAAGAAGAAGAAGCGUGGCGGACGAAAAGGCAAAGGCAAGCGUCACAGCGAGACCAAGGAGGAAGAUAAGACCAAAGCCAAGUCUUCCCCUGUGCCUGUUCCGGACGCAACCAAAGAUAAGAAAGAAACAAAAACAGGGAAGCGAAAAGCCCGCGAAGAGUCCCAUGACGCCGAUGGCAAGUCUGCCAAGGUUCGUCGUAUAUCAGAGAACGGUGCAACUCCUGUUCCUGUCUCCUAUACACCACCUGAUGACCUCGCCAAGUCGAUACCAGAUCUGCCCGGUCCUCGGACUGGCCCCGCUAAAGCUAUGAGCAAGUCCAUCGGCCAUGUUUUGACAUUGAUGCAGAAGCAGGGCGAACUGGACCUGGAAGAGGGCAGCACGGUUGAGUCUAUGACCGAGACUUUCUCGCUCCAGAUUGAGCGCGCUGUUUAUGAUUCUUACCCUGUGACCAAGGGACAGAAAGAAUACAACCAGCAAAUCAAGUCACUGACUUUCAACCUGAAGAACAAUCCGGAGUUGUGUCAUGGACUUGUCCAUAAGACUCUAUCCCCCGCAGCUCUGGCUACUAUGACAUCAGAGCAGCUUGCCUCGUCGGAAAUGAAGAAGCAGACUGCCGAGAUGAAAGCCAAGGCUGAGAAACAGUCCAUCCUCUAUACUUCUGAGACAGGGCCUCGCGUUCGACGAACACAUAAGGGCGAAGAGGUCGUUGACGACGAAACAUUUGUCAACGACUCUGCUGUGCCCCUCCCACCAGGACCCCCUCAUCGACCAGAGCCUCAGGCCGUUAAGAAGGAACCUACAGGAGGCGACAAGGCGGACCUGGCUUCACACCCACAGCGGCAGGACGAUGAGCAGCGAUCGCCAAGUCAUCCCGAAUUCGACAUCAAUGAAGUGUUCUCCAGCGUCAAGUCUCCCACUACAACUCAGAAUAGGCGGCCUUCGGCUCUGGUAACCGGAGCCAAUGGACCGGGCGUGGAUCCCGAUGUAGAUCGCAUGCUCCAAGAUGAGAACGAGUCACCUCCUUAUUCGCCCACUGAGGAGACUCAGGACCCCGAUGUCAUCUGGCAGGGCUCUCUUGCUAUGAGCUCGAUUGCUGACUUCCCAGCCACAGCCAAAUAUAUUGGUGGUGCCAACUUUGCUUCAGUUGGACCGUGGUCUAAGUUGAUUCCUAAGAGGAUGACGGUGGCUGGACGAAUCCCUGAACAAAGUGCUAUCGAGUACUUAUGUAGUCUUCGUUACAGUAAAAGCACCGAUGUCAUUGUCGUUUCAGUUUCACCGUUCUCGCCUUUUUCUCAUACUGAGUUUCACAAUCUUCUUAACUACUUCAUCAGCAAGAAGCGGUACGGCGUAAUUGGAGAUAAGACAAUCGGUAAUGUACGAGAUACAUAUCUGGUACCAGUUCCUGCAGGGGAAGACAACUAUCCCGAGUUUAUGCUCAACCUGGUCGAUAAUAAGAUCCCCAAGGUUCGAACGGAACCAAUGUUGCUUGCGGUGUUCGUUUAUCAUAACGAGCCUGACCAGCUCAAACAUGUGAAGGAUGGUACAGCCAAUCAACAAGAUGCCAAAGCCCUGGGUACACCAGUGCCUGCAGCGCAUGCUCAGAGAAGCAACUCAACAGCGUCCGCGGGCCCGGCAUUUUCUCCCGCAACCCCCCAGGCCCCUCAGGGAGGGUUUCAAGGAGGCUUCCCUCAGCAAUCAUCACCGGGCCAAUGGCAAUCUACAACUCCUGUGCCAAUUCCCCAGCCACCGUACACUCGGCCACCAGUGCCACCACAAGCUCCAACACCGGCACCUGCGGCUGCGCCAGCACAGAUGUCAGAAGCACAAAGGCACCAGGCUCAGCAGGCGGGCGUGGCCAUGGCACACGAGCUCCUGGGACAGUGGAUAACAUCCCCAACCGUGCAGUUCAUCUUGCCUCAAGCGUACCAGAUGGCCCGCACGGAGUGGGAAGUCGUAAGGAGGAUUCUGGAGCGUGACCCGAAAGCUCGAGACGACCUGCAGCAUCUUGGUAAUCUUCUGGAGAAGGAGAGCGCCACAGAAAAGACAGGAGGAGCUGCUGCAUGA
Molecule: messenger RNA, 2502 nt
Organism: Fusarium proliferatum ET1
Lineage: Eukaryota; Fungi; Ascomycota; Sordariomycetes; Hypocreales; Nectriaceae
Exons: 3
Coding region: 1-2502 (833 amino acids)
Biological process (GO): transcription antitermination; transcription elongation by RNA polymerase II; regulation of mRNA 3'-end processing
Cellular component (GO): nucleus
Molecular function (GO): RNA polymerase II transcription regulatory region sequence-specific DNA binding
Source: RefSeq, a predicted model, not a curated record